AUGGACUUAGUUGGUCGAAGCCUUGUACUGGUUUCUAAAAGAAGAUCCAUAGGUGGGGUCAAAACAUGUCGAGUUCAUGACAUGCUACAUGAUUUGUGCCUGGCAAGAUCUAAGGAAGAAAUGUUUCUCCAGCCAAUUACCAAGCGUGAUGAGCCAUUUGCUUCUUUUGAUGGUUUAGAUAAUGAUGUUGAUUUUGAUCAUUAUUACCCUUCAAAACCAUUAAUAUAUGAAAGACAUCGGCUUUGCAUUUGUUUGGAGAGAAGGCAUUUCAUCAAAUCAAAACCUUCUGGUCCAAGAACAAGGUCUCUGCUAUUUUCUGCAAUUACUGAUAGGUAUCCCAGAUGCCCAUAUGAUAUCACAUUCAUUUUUCAAAAUUUUAAGCUCCUCAGGGUGUUGGAUUUGGAAUCCAUCAAUAUGGGCAUGUUCUUUCCCGUUGGAAUUGAUUUAUUAGUUCAGCUAAGGUACUUAGCAGUCAGUGGGGAUCUGGAUUCUAUUCCACCAUCAAUAGCCAGCCUCUGGAAACUAGAGACGUUUCUUGUGAAGGGAUUAAAAGGUAUGAUUGUAUUACCAGGUAUUAUUUGGAGCAUGAGAAUGUUAAGACAUGUUCAUGUAAAUAGUUCUGCUGUGUUUGAUUUGCAAGACGACCCACUUGAAAGUUCCUUGGUAUUGGAUAACUUAGUAACUCUUUCCACACCAGCUCUUUCUGGAGGGAAGGAGACAUUGAAGAUAAUGAGGAGAUUUCCCAAUCUUCACAGGUUAAGAUGCAUCAUUUUUGAAUCUCCGAAUUCUUCUAUGGGAUGUAAUCAAUUUCCACAAUUUGGCAUUCUGAAUCAGCUUGAAUCACUCAACAUCUCUGGUAGGGCCCUUAAUCAGGGAGAAUUGAGUUUCCCCCUGAAUUUGAAAAAGUUGACUUUGUCCAAGCUUCGCCUGCCAUGGAAACAUAUGUCUGCUAUUGGGAGACUACAAAACCUUGAGGUUCUCAAAUUACUUUCUAAUGCCUUUGAGGGCCGGAGAUGGGACAUGAAGGAAGGGGAGUUCCUAAAGCUGAAAUUCUUGAAGUUAGAUUCUCUGGAUGUUGUUGAGUGGAAUGCCACUUGCGAUCACCUUCCCAACCUUCAGCAAUUACUUUUGCGACACUGUAAAGAACUUGAGGCAGUUCCAUUCUCUUUUGGGGAAAUACCUACUAUCAAUGGUAUCAAUGGCAGAGAUUGUGGCAGAGGUUAUGGGAAAGAUUGUGGCAGAUAUUAUGGGAAAGAUUAUGGCAGAUUAUAUGGCAGAGGUUAUGGGAAAGAUUGUGGCAGAUAUUAUGGGAAAGAUUAUGGCAGAUUAUGGCAGAGACAAUCUGCAGAGACUUUGGGUAUCAGACUUACAGGGAAGAAUUAUGCAACAUGGGAAUUUCAGUUCAGAAUGUUUCUGAAAGGGAAGGAGCUUUGGGGUCUUCUACUGCUUCUGGAACUGAGAAAGAAAUAA
Molecule: messenger RNA, 1470 nt
Organism: Coffea arabica (coffee)
Lineage: Eukaryota; Viridiplantae; Streptophyta; Magnoliopsida; Gentianales; Rubiaceae
Product: putative late blight resistance protein homolog R1A-3
Source: RefSeq, a predicted model, not a curated record